UCAAGCUCUUACGUAAUGAAUAUGCGACCAUAUGGACCCACGUUGAUUACAGAUACUUGUAAGGGCGGGUUUUGAAGUCUGCUAGUACGUUAGAUAAGCCAAUGGCCCCGAUAAAUCGUAAUAUGAAAAAUCAAGGGAAGUCGUUUUCGAAAGGUAGCAAAAAGAAUGACACAAAUAGGGAACGACGCGUUUUUGCUAAAAAUAAGCGUAAAUGGGUUCCCGAGCACAAUGUCUUCGACGGUAGUAUACAAAAAGGACAGGGUUUUGCUUUUAAAAGGAAACAAAAAAUGCAGUAUGAGUACAAAAAGCUCCUCCGUAAGGAGCGGCGCACUUCGGAGACCAAAACACAGUUUCAAGAUCAGUAUCCAGACCACCUAAAGCAUCUGUACCUGGCGGAAGCCGAAAAACUGAAAAAUGAAGAGGAAAUGAACAGACUGAAAAGGAGGAAAGGCCAGGCAGCUGUUUCUGAGGAAGACUUCGCUGAAGAUGCAUCCAAGGCAUCCAGAGCCCCAGUUCAUCCAGAGCCCCCAUCUCGCCAAACGGAUGACAGUCUCCCUACAGCAGCUCAUUCAGCAUCUGUUGAACCCAGCAGUACACUGAAUAAAAAGAAAAUGAGAAGAAAGACUUCUUACCAGAAGACCCAAGAAGAAUAUGAGAAGAUGCGUGAGAAGCGAGCCAUGAAAAAAGAGGCAGCCAUGAGGAACAAAAAGCAAAGAGAAGAUGCACUGAAGAUAUACAAGGAAAAGAAACAGGAGAGAUACAAGAUCCUCAGCAGAAAGACCAGGAAAGGUCAACCCAACCUGAAUGCUCAGGUGGAAUACCUGCUUCAGAAAAUCCAGGGUGAAAACCAAUAACGGCGAAAUAAAGUGCACAACUUGUGGACUCCUAUGUGACUGUUGUACCUGAGAAAAAGCAAUACGGAUUCAACAGAAUAGCACAUGAAAGAUUAAAAUAGGUACGCUUAAGCAAGCUGAAAGAAACAGUUUUUACCCAUGAAAAGAAUUGUCAGUCUUAUAGUAAUUUAGUAUAUUUUUUAAAUACACUUGGAGUUCAAGUCAUUUAUUUUUAUGGACUUUCAUAUGGACAUUUUCUUGUUACUUAAACUGCAAGUUUCUGAAACUUUUAUUGUCAGCAGCUUACUAAGGUAUAACUUUGAGUGUAUCUUUAUUGCAUGAAUAGUAUAUAAGAUGACUAGAGAUGGAUUGAUGAAUGAAAUGCAUUAGGAAAUAGCAUAAGCAAAAUACAUCGUGACUUGCGUUCGCCGAUGAGUGUCACGGUAGCCGAGCAGAUUCGCGUUGAUGCUGAAAAUUUACCACAAGAGGGCAGUAUAUCCUACGAAAUCCAUUGGUCUUUUACAAGUUCACUGGAAUUAAGUUACGAAAGGCCACAUUUAUGAUGAUAGCUAUCUCCUAUGUUUUAAGAAUUGAAUAUUUUUUAAAUUAUAAAAUGCUUAUUUUUAUGUCUUAUUGGGAGAUUACUAUUUGCAUAUUAUCUUCAUGUUUUGAGAUGAGUCCACAGACUGUAGAACAUAAAACUUCUCUGUGGUCUGUGGUACUGCUACUCAUGUUCCGUCCUAUACCUCAAAGCUUGCCAUUGGGGGGUGGGGGGAUGUUGCUGCCUUAGGUAGGUGGGGGCUGUCAUGCGAAGGAUUGCCCUAAAAGAUCUUAUUGUAAAAUGGCUGUCCAGAAACGGAAUGAUUGUGUAUUACCCAUGGGUAAUAGACAGUUAAGUUGUGAAGUUUAGCGUGAGCAGGGGUGAGUUUCCCGAAGCGUUCUUAACGCUACGUCGUUCUUAAUUUCUGUGUUAAAAGAUAGAACGAACGAACGACGUAGCGUUAAGAAGGCUUCGGGAAACUCAACCCAGAUCAUUGCAGUAUGCAGUAAGUGAUCAUGUGAUCACCUGAUGCUGAUUGAUGUAACCGGCAAUAUUGGUGGGGUAACUUCUGCUAUAUGUACAAGUUUGACGGGUCCUGCCACUCCUGUUGCCGUUUUCUGAAACACUCUUGAAAUUACACAGGACCCAAUAAGAAACUAAAAGCUUAUUUUUCUGUGGAAUUCAGAUAUUUACCACGAAUUUUAUUUAUUUGACACAUCAGAGGACCGACAUAAAUUGUCUAGGUAAAGGCCGGGACACGCUGGAAAUGCUGUGCAUUUCAGCCCUGACGGUAUGUAUAGAUUAGCAUGUUCCUUCGCGGUUAUGUCCAGUUGCCUGGGAUGACGUGAGGACGCUGGUUGCUGCAUUUUCGCUCGCGCAGGACGUGCAGUGCGGACGCCGAUCUCCUACCGCAGCCCAGACUCGGGUGCGAGGCGCGGAUCCGCCGCAGACACACCGCGCAUGCUCUGCGCGCCCGCGUCGCUAUAGUUACAGCUAUAAAUUAAUGUAAUCGGGGACCCUCCCCCAGGCUCCAAACACACUACAUGCAGGAACAACAGUGUUUAUACGCUGGGCUCGUUCAUUCAAAGUGCUCCGGGGAUACUGCCGGGUUUAAACGCGUUCCGACGCUGGUCAUCUAACGGCGUCCUGUGGCGAUCGUUUCAUCCCGAUCUAUAAAGUUUAUAAAGUCUUGAAUUCAAACGUUUGACAUUUGCGCCACUGAAAAGUUACUGACAACUUGCGUCUUUUCGAGCAAAAGUAACGGUAAGAUCAUUUACGGCUGUUUCGCAUAUUCCUACUUGAACGUGUAUGAUAAUGUCUAGCUUUUUUCCUUAUCUCCUGUUGCUGUCAGUUAAGUGGAGAAUGGCAAGAAUAAAUGCAAUUGUGAAGUUUUAACUCA
Paramormyrops kingsleyae is the source of this 2773-nucleotide messenger RNA. RefSeq names its product coiled-coil domain containing 59 (gene ccdc59). Gene Ontology annotation, cellular component: nucleus. The record is from RefSeq and is a predicted model, not a curated record. Lineage: Eukaryota; Metazoa; Chordata; Actinopteri; Osteoglossiformes; Mormyridae.